AUGCACCCGCCCGGCGCCCUGCUCACCAUGGCCGAGGGCGCUUUCUCUCUGUCCGCACCCGCGGCGCGAAGCCCCGGGGGGAACCCGUCGAGGCUGCACAGCAUCGAAGCCAUCCUGGGCUUCACCAAGGAGGACGCGCUUCUGGGCCCCUUCCCGCCCGACGGCAGCGGCGGCAGCACCAAGGCGGCGGAGCGGCGGGGUGCCCGGCACUGCCUGCCCAAGGGGCCUGCGGAGCCGCCGCCGGCCGAGCCCCAGGGCCGCGCCGAGCGCUUCCAAGAGCCGUACUGCCCCGGCAGCGCCAGCCCCGAGUUGCCCGCCGGCAGCAGCGGCGAGGGGAAGCCGUCGGACGAGGAGCAGCCCAAGAAGAAGCACCGGCGGAACCGAACCACCUUCACCACAUACCAACUGCACGAGCUGGAGCGCGCCUUCGAGAAGUCCCACUACCCCGACGUGUACAGCCGGGAGGAGCUCGCCAUGAAGGUCAACCUCCCUGAGGUCCGCGUGCAGGUGUGGUUUCAGAACAGACGGGCCAAGUGGAGGCGGCAGGAGAAGCUGGAGGUGACCUCCAUGAAACUGCAGGACUCUCCCAUCCUCUCCUUCAACCGCUCGCCACAGGCAACACCCAUGGGUCCUCUCAGCAGCAACCUGCCCCUGGAGACAUGGCUGAGCUCGCCGGUGCCCAGCAGCACGGCCCUGCAGACCCUGCCUGGCUUCGUGGCCUCUCCGCAGAGCCUGCCGAGCAGCUACACACCACCGCCUUUCCUGAACUCUCCAGCAGUGACCCAUGCACUGCAACCCCUGGGGGCCAUGGGGCCACCACCGCCUUACCAGUGUGGGGCCACCUUUGUGGACAAGUUCCCCUUGGAUGAGGCAGACCCGCGCAACACCAGCAUUGCUGCCUUGCGGAUGAAGGCCAAGGAGCACAUCCAGUCCAUCGGCAAACCCUGGCAGACAAUCUGA
This is a messenger RNA of Calypte anna (Anna's hummingbird), 960 nucleotides long. It is a transcript of the gene RAX, whose product is annotated as retina and anterior neural fold homeobox. Lineage: Eukaryota; Metazoa; Chordata; Aves; Apodiformes; Trochilidae. Gene Ontology annotation, molecular function: RNA polymerase II cis-regulatory region sequence-specific DNA binding; DNA-binding transcription factor activity, RNA polymerase II-specific. The record is from RefSeq and is a predicted model, not a curated record. Bases 1 to 960 code for a protein of 319 amino acids. The transcript has 3 exons. Gene Ontology annotation, biological process: positive regulation of transcription by RNA polymerase II.